CAAACUUCUGCUUAACUUUGGUCAUAAGGUUCAUAUGAUCUCAAGGUUUCGGCAAAAAUCAGUCUCUCAAAUGUCAACUUCAGCUGUUGGAUAUCUUGACGGUACGUUCGGUUUACAAGCAAGGGACUGGUGAAGGGCUGCUUGGCCCCAGCUGGUUUCAAGAGACUGACCUUGGACAGGAGAUGGACGGCUUUGGUUUUGAGCAAUUUGGUGCAGUAGCAGCAAGGGAGAGCCAGGAGGUGGAUUAUCGCAGAAUUGUGGGGGAAACCCAGCCACCACGUGCGACUGCUGGAUCCGAAAAAGGUGAACAGUACGUUCGUCAAACCUCACAUGGCCAUGGACAUGAAACUGCAGCCCAGCGAUACAGCGCCACACGCAUCCUGGCUGGUCUUGGCCCAGAGAGCAUGGCGGACUACCUAAUUAGUGGCGGCACAGGCUACGUACCUGAAGAUGGACUCUCGGCUCAGCAGCUCUUCUCGAUUGGAGAUGGCCUCACGUACAACAGAUCUGACCAACAGUGCGUUGUCUCCGACGGUCAAACGGCUGAAGAGCUUUGCUCUAAAGGAGAUGGGUUGACUUACAACGACUUCCUGAUCUUGCCCGGCUUCAUCGACUUCACAUCAGACGAAGUGGACCUGACAUCAGCACUGACCAGGAAGAUCACGCUGAAGACCCCGCUCAUCUCCUCCCCCAUGGACACGGUCACAGAGUCGGCCAUGGCGAUCGCAAUGGCGCUAAUGGGAGGCAUCGGCAUCAUUCACCACAACUGCACACCGGAAUUUCAAGCCAAUGAGGUCCGCAAGGUUAAGAGGUUUGAGCAGGGUUUCAUCACAGACCCCGUUGUGAUGAGUCCGCACCACACAGUCGGGGAUGUGUUCGAGGCCAAAGUAAGACAUGGCUUCUCUGGUAUUCCCGUCACGGAGACGGGCAAAAUGGGAAGCAAGCUGGUGGGCAUCGUGACCUCCAGAGAUAUCGACUUCCUUUCUGAGAAAGACCGCAACAAACAUCUGGAGGAGGCUAUGACUAAGAGGGAGGAGUUGGUUGUGGCUCCAGCUGGCGUUACGCUGAAAGAAGCCAACGAUAUUCUGCAGCGCAGUAAAAAAGGGAAGCUUCCCAUCGUGAACGAUAACGACGAGCUGGUGGCCAUCAUUGCCCGGACGGAUCUUAAGAAGAACAGGGACUACCCGCUGGCCUCCAAAGACUCGCGCAAACAGCUGCUCUGCGGCGCCGCCAUCGGCACCAGGGAAGACGACAAGUACAGACUGGACCUGUUGGUGCAGGCUGGAGUGGAUGUUGUUGUGCUGGACUCCUCGCAAGGCAACUCGGUGUAUCAAAUCAACAUGAUAAAUUAUAUUAAACAGAAGCAUCCAGAAUUGCAAGUUGCCGGAGGAAAUGUGGUCACGGCAGCCCAGGCCAAGAAUCUGAUUGAUGCUGGUGUGGAUGCUUUAAGAGUCGGCAUGGGCUGCGGCUCCAUCUGCAUCACACAGGAAGUCAUGGCAUGUGGGCGGCCCCAGGGGACCUCAGUGUACAAGGUAGCAGAGUACGCCAGGCGCUUCGGCGUGCCAGUCAUCGCCGAUGGCGGCAUUCAGACUGUGGGCCACGUGGUGAAGGCCCUUUCCCUCGGAGCGUCGACUGUUAUGAUGGGCUCGUUGCUAGCGGCAACCACCGAGGCUCCAGGAGAGUACUUCUUCUCAGACGGCGUGCGGCUGAAAAAGUACCGCGGUAUGGGCUCCCUGGACGCCAUGGAGAAGAGCACCAGCAGCCAGAAACGCUAUUUUAGUGAGGGCGACAAGGUGAAAGUGGCCCAGGGUGUGUCGGGCUCGGUCCAGGACAAAGGCUCCAUCCACAAGUUUGUACCGUACCUGAUAGCUGGUAUCCAACAUGGCUGCCAGGACAUCGGGGCAAAGAGCCUCUCUGUCCUCCGUUCCAUGAUGUACUCCGGAGAACUGAAGUUCGAGAAGCGCACCAUGUCUGCACAGGUGGAGGGAGGCGUUCACGGACUCCACUCUUUCGAGAAGCGGCUUUACUGAGCGGCAGAUGGCUGGAGCACACAUCAGCGGUGCAUGUGACCUACCCAAACUAACAGUGCCCAAAUGUUAAAACUGCCACUUGUGCGAAUAUGCGUACCACCCACUACUCUGCCCUCCCCCCCACCGUGUCGUAUCCACAGUUGCUCUCUCUGGGGAAGAAAGAGGCCCAGUUGCAAAGCGAGAACCUUCAAACUGACACCGACUCUCGGAACACCUGGGAUUUUGCACUCGAGGAAGCGGCGCAUCAGGGUUUUCGGAAUGACAUUCACACCUGUAUCUUGAGUAUGCAGCCUGAUCCCGAGUGUGUGUGCGUUCAUGUGUUGAUAGCAGUAAGAGAAUGAAUGUGUGUGUGUGUGAGAUAUAGUUUAAAUGUGUUUUUGUCCUCUUGCUAUUGAGUCUAAUUCAACCAUGGCACAGAUCCCAUCAGCAUCUUCUUUUUUGGGGGGGAGGCUUUCAUGCUUACCAGCAAGGCUCCCUGUCGGAAACCUCACACAUCCCAGACACACACACUAGUACGUGAACAGAAAACAAGAUUAAACACUUGUCUAUGUGCAGUGUGUGAUGGCAAACGUACUUUUUUCUUUUCCUUUGCAUUUUGACAUCAUCACAAUUAAAAGCUACGUAAUAAAAGGUAGCUGCUUAUAUUUCAGUGCUUACUAGUUAAACUUUGCGUAUUGUGAAUCAUGAGGUACGAGAUAUUGCCCAAGGCGACAUCAUAUCCUCCACUUGUCUCCUAACAAUCUGUAGAUAGAACUCAAACCCCACAGUCUUUACAACUGUGGACAUGCAUUUUCCCCCUCAAAGACGUAUUGAGCCAAAUAAUCUGUGUCCUGUCUCAGUGCAUAGUGUUCAUACGUUGAGCAUGGAAGGGACCAAAAGCUGACGAACAGGUAUGUCAAAAAAGAAAAAGAUAAGAAAAAAAAUUCAAAUUUAUCGACCAAAGAUGGUUAAUAAUGACGACAAUUUAAAUACUUUUAGAUCAGACUUUCUAUUGAACUUGUAUAGUCUCUGGGGCCUUGAAUUGAGCAUGAAGGUUUUUUUUGAUAUGGACGUUUGUUUUUUCACUAGGCCAGACAUGGCUGUAUUUAUAUUCUGCCUAAUUGUAAUUGCAUACGUACUGCCAAGUGUAUCUACACUUCCUGUGACACCUUCCUUUUGUAUCUUCAAAAACCAAAAUCCGCACAAGAAGUUGCUUGUUACCUUGUCACUUGUUCAUUCCUGCGCUCUCCCAGUGCUGCAUAGUUUCUGUGACGGGUUUUAUUUUAUUUCUUGAUUUGUAUUUCUUUUUUCUUUUCUUCUUCUUCUUUUUACCACAGAUAUGCCUUGAAACAGGGAAGGAUACAGGCUGCAGAUGUUAGCUCAAUGAAAAUGCAUGGAAAUGCAUAAUAUAUACCCCCCGCCUCCUUUUCUCACUUUGAAACUGUAUCGCUGUGUUUGUUAUCAUUCAGCUGAUGUGGUCGUAGGCUUUUUCUAACAUUUUCAUACUGGGUGUCCUUUUUUGCCAGAUGUCCCAGAUUGUAAGAGUUGAGUUGCUUUCUCUAUUGUGCUAAUGUACUCGACCCUCCACACGGUUCCCUCGACCAACGGCGGUCUUGCUGUUAGAAUAAACUGCGAGAAAAUGUACAUGGUAAUGUAUAAAAAAAAAAAAUUAUAAACCUAUAUUCAGUUAGACGACUGCUGCUUGUUUUCAGUCUCCCACCUAAAGAGAGCAUUUUUUUUUUAAAUGUCUUAUUUGUCAAGAGCUGAGUCAUGCUCGUCCAUCUAAAAAGCACAAAUGCAGUAAGUGGGAUGAAAGGUUUUACAUUUUUCUUUUUAGCGUCGCACUUUUAUGAUUUAAAUGUCUGUAUACUGAAAAGCGGUUACAGUUGCCAUGGUGGUAGUCACUGCAACCAAAAGCCAAAACGGUAAACGAGUGCUUUUUAGAUGGACAGGAAAGACUCAUCAGUCGUCAAUUAAUCCAUUAGGGGUUUUUCAUGAAUAUCCCUUCAGAACAUGUUUACAGUUAUAACACAACAGAGGAAAGUUGCUUUUGCUGUUCCAUAUGGUUAAGAAUAAAUAAAUCAAACUUU
Molecule: messenger RNA, 4099 nt
Organism: Scophthalmus maximus (turbot)
Lineage: Eukaryota; Metazoa; Chordata; Actinopteri; Pleuronectiformes; Scophthalmidae
Gene: impdh1b
Product: IMP (inosine 5'-monophosphate) dehydrogenase 1b
Exons: 16
Coding region: 183-2030 (615 amino acids)
Biological process (GO): GTP biosynthetic process
Cellular component (GO): cytoplasm
Molecular function (GO): IMP dehydrogenase activity
Source: RefSeq, a predicted model, not a curated record